AUGGAUGAUGCCCUGCGGAAAUUACUUACUGGCCCGGAGUCCAACCCCUUCGGCCAGAUCGUUGUGGGCGUUCUGUCAUGCCGCUGGUUGGUCUACAUCUUGGCUGUGGUCCUCCGAAUUGGACUUAUCGGCUACAGCUGCUACCAUGACUGGUUCUGUAAGUGUCUUAUUGUCUGGUGUAAUGGUUUAGUCGAGGUGAAAUUCACGGAUGUGGACUACCGUGUCUUCACGGACGCCGCACGUCUGCUGCUGAGCGGCCAAUCGCCUUACCUUCGUCACACUUACCGCUACACGCCGCUAUUGGCACUCUUGAUGGUCCCUAAUGUGGUCAUAUGCGAUUUGUUCGGGAAGGCGUUUUUCUGCAUUUUCGACGUGCUGACGGCCUACAUGUUGGAGAAAUGCGCGACUACUGGAAACUCCCUAGUGCCAUCCAUUUGGCUGUUCAACCCGUUCGUGGUUGUCAUAUCUUCUCGCGGCAAUGCUGACUGCGUGAUCUGCUUCCUGGUUGUGGCUGCCCUUUACUACAUAAAGCAGGAGAAGAUCAUCACGAGUGCAAUAUUCUUCGGUCUCGCCGUCCACUUCAAGCUCUACCCUGUCGUCUACUUCUUGCCUUUCAUUUUGCACUUGUCGCACGCCAGCGCGGCCCGUGAAGCCUUGACUGGAAACUGGCUCGUCAAAUCGAUUCGCACUGUGAAGAAUGGUUUGAACCUAAACCAGCUGAAGUUCGCUGCUGUGAGCUUCGCCGUGUUCGCGUCGACCAGCCUUGUGUGCUACUACUUCUGCGGCUUCGACUUCGUGUACGAGACCUACCUUUACCACUACAUCCGCAAGGACCACCGCCACAACUUCUCCGUUUACUUCAACUACAUGUACCACAUGGUCGACUCCGAUAGUGAGCUGAACCCGGUCCUGUCGUUCAUCCCCCAGAUGGUGUGCGUGUUUGUUUACGGCCUUUUGGGUUUCUGGGACCUUGAGUUGUCGAUGUUCUUGCAGACCUUGUCGUUCGUGGCCCUGAACAAGGUCGUCACGUGCCAGUACUACCUGUGGUGGAUGUGCCUGCUCCCCUUGGUGCUGUCCAAGUUGUCGUUCGAGCGCAAGGCGGUCAUGAUCCAGGGCGCCGCCAUUGUAAGUUUCGUAGGAUCGAACCUCCUGUGGCUCUUCUUCGCGUACUGCUUGGAGAUGCUGGGUUACAACACCUUUGCUAUGUUGCUGUGUUCGUCAGUCUUCUUUGUUUUUGCUCAGAUGGCUAUUGGCUGGGCGUUUUUGGAGACCAAGGCUCCUGAGGGCGUUCAGAAGCAGGAAGCUUGA
Babesia bigemina is the source of this 1308-nucleotide messenger RNA. RefSeq names its product mannosyltransferase (PIG-M) containing domain, putative. Bases 1 to 1308 code for a protein of 435 amino acids. The record is from RefSeq and is a predicted model, not a curated record. Gene Ontology annotation, biological process: GPI anchor biosynthetic process. Lineage: Eukaryota; Apicomplexa; Aconoidasida; Piroplasmida; Babesiidae. The transcript has 8 exons. Gene Ontology annotation, cellular component: glycosylphosphatidylinositol-mannosyltransferase I complex; membrane. Gene Ontology annotation, molecular function: GPI mannosyltransferase activity; alpha-1,4-mannosyltransferase activity.